AAAAUAAUAAUUGUUGAGCUGGUCCAAGAUAUUCUCACGCACGUACUCGUAUUAUUGUUUACUGGAGUUGAACGACUUCUUGUUGGUUUCUGUACCGGUAUACUCUUUUGGAGUGAAAUCUUCUCUUGACUCAGCUGACAGCAUGUAAAAGAAGUAAAGUGCUGCUUCCUAGAUAUCGACGUGGUGAAGUAGCAGUUGGCUCUUUGUCGUAAAUGGUGACAUGUCAAUUGUGAGACAUUUGCUGUUUUCAAUGAAAUACCGACGCGUAGAAUGUAUGAAAAGUACCCUGCUGGUGCUGGCUGUACUUGUCCUGUUUCAAGUGUCCAUAUGGAGCUGGUACAAGGGAAGAGAGAGGGAGGACCUCCGCCCUGCGAUGUCAUGGUUAGAUGAGCGGAUGGAGAGUUUAGCCAAUGAGAAACGGUCUGCGGAGGAAGAGGAGCUCUUUCAAAGGCUAACGUUUGACUAUCGGUUGAGAUCUUCCCCACCAAGUGAGGAAGAAGUAGAAUUGCACCGUCACCAAUACUCAAUCCCUAACUGUGAUGAGACACAAUGGCAGAAAGAAGGAGCUUCUGCUGGUCGCUGCCCGUAUCGCACCGAGACGCGCUUUCCCAUCCUUCUCUGGUGGACACAGGCAACAUACCACAAGCAUCUCAUUCGAAGGUGUACGUAUGGUCGGUGUGUCUUCACGCAGAACCGCCGAGAGCUGGGAAGUCCCCGCACCAGAGCUGUCCUGUUCAAAGGUCGCGGACUAGAUGCUUACGAUGUGCCCUUACCGCGCAAACCGAAUGUGGAAUGGUUUCUGUUCCAUGACUCUGCGCCACACACGGCACCGGUUUUAUACAGUCCUCUCGCCAUGCGCCUUUUCAACCUUACUGCUACCUUCAGCCGCUUUUCUGACUUUCCUCUGACUCUUCAGCAUAUCCAUGACAUAGAAUCUCUGAAAAGCCAUGCUUGGAUGACUAGCCUGGCCGAGAAGCAAGCAGCAAUAGACAAGGGAGGUGCCCUUGUUGUGUAUGAUACAGAUGAAUGCAAUGUGCCAUCCGAUCGUGACAACCUUGUUCGGCUUCUCAUGGAUUUGAUGCCGGUUGAUUUCCUCGGUAAAUGUCCCAGCUUGGACUCGCAGAACAAAGCCAAGAGUAGGCGAAAGGAGCUGGCUGGCUGGGACAAGAUUAGGGAGUUUGCUGUGCACAAGUUUGCGCUUGUGUUCGAGACCGACAUCUGCUCUGACUACAUCGGUGAAAGCUUAUGGACUGCGCUUUCCUGUGGCACGGUGCCAGUGUACUUUGGCGAUGCCGAACGUCUGCAAUCGCUCUUGCCACAUUCGAAAGCAGUCAUACUUGUUAGUGACUUUCCGUCGCUGCCGGACCUGGUCAAGCACUUGAAGAAACUGGAUUCGGACGACGAGCUGUACCGCCAGCAUCUUGGCCACAUAGUCAACAAGACUGUUAGCCAUCAUCUGCAGCGGCUGUUUGCCUUGAGGAACUAUGGUGGUGAGACAUCGCCCCUGCAGGAUGCCCUUGACGGAUUCGAGUGCUUUGCUUGCGACAAAGUCUAUGAACAGCUUCUAUCAGUUGCUUACUCAAAGCCGGUGAAAAGCCAUCAGGCGAACGCCACGCACUUUUCGUGCCACGAACCGCAGCCGUAUUCGCGCUCGGAAUCCUAUUCGUGGCACAAACGCUGGCAGGACGGUCGGCACACUGGUGAUGCACUGUACGAAAUGGCUCACACGCCGGAGACUAAUAGUAGCCGUUUAUCGGCCUAUUUCAAGCACGGGGAGGUCGAGAACUGACACUACAACAUUCUGCUUUUGCCACAACGAUGGACACAAUUCUCCGGAUCAUGCUAAUUAUCAUUUCUCAUGCUUUUGUUUCCCUCUUUUUUAAUAUGAAGAAAACUUUAAAAUUAAGCAAGAAGCUGGCUUCUUGCAACAUGUAGUGAGCACUUUUUAUAACACACAUGAUUAGAUACAAAAAUUCAAAUACUUUUUCUCCUGUCUUUGGUGCCUUUAUAAUGUGACCACUCAGUUCCUGGCCUGAUCUGUAAAGCCGCCACAACUAACUUGCACUUGUCCAGAUGACAAGAGGCUGCAGGAGAGAGAGAGA
Molecule: messenger RNA, 2102 nt
Organism: Sycon ciliatum
Lineage: Eukaryota; Metazoa; Porifera; Calcarea; Leucosolenida; Sycettidae
Product: alpha-(1,3)-fucosyltransferase 10-like
Exons: 1
Coding region: 221-1789 (522 amino acids)
Cellular component (GO): membrane
Molecular function (GO): alpha-(1->3)-fucosyltransferase activity
Source: RefSeq, a predicted model, not a curated record